UGGAUUCAGGGGCAUCCUCUCUCUCUCUCUCUCUCUCUCUCCAUCCCUCUCUCUUUAUCUCUCUCUCUCUUUAAAGGCGGGGUUUUCUUUCCCACAUUCAUGGAAUUAAUCAAAUAUCCCGAUAAGAAGAUGCUGUUUGGAUGGAAAAAGUCCGGAGUGGAGUUUAAAUGAAGAGUCCGGGACAGAGGCUGAGUUUGUGCCGUGAGGACCCCUGACUGCGGAGGGAGGAUGAAACUUUGGCUCCUGGUCAGCCUGUGUGUCUGCAUGUGUCCGCUCCUGGUUGACGGACGACAUCCCACCUGUAACUUCCUGUUGGAGGUGGAGAGAGACCAGGCGGAGUGUCUCAGGAGGCUGCGGGAGGAGGAGGCCGCCAGCAGCCAUAAAGAGCCGGGAUGCAAAGGAGAAUGGGACAGCAUAGCGUGCUGGGAGCGAGCUGAGAUCAGAGCGAUCAUCACCAUCCCCUGCCCGCGAGCCCUUAAGACUGUAUUCGGCAGAAAUGGUAACAUUAGCAGGAACUGCACGUCAGCGGGAUGGUCGGAUGUUUUCCCAAACAUCACCAGCGUGUGUGGGUCGGACACCAGCCAGGACAAGCUGGUCUUCUACGUGGUCGUGCAGACGUUGUACACUCUGGGUCACAGUCUGUCUUUGAUCGCCCUCACCACAGGGAGUGCCAUCCUCUGUCUGUUCCGGAAGCUCCACUGCACCAGGAACUACAUCCACCUCAACCUCUUCUUCUCCUUCAUCCUGAGAGCCGUGGCCGUGUUGGUGAAAGACGACAUCCUCUUCAACCGAACAUCGCAGUGCUCCAACCAGCCAUCGCUGGUGGGAUGUAAAGCCAGCCUGGUGUUUUUCCAGUACUUCAUCAUGGCCAACUUCUUCUGGCUGCUGGUGGAGGGCCUGUACCUCCACACUCUGCUCGUUGUCAUCUUCUCUGAGAACAGACACUUUAUCGUCUACAUGUUCAUCGGCUGGGGAAUCCCGACCGUGUUCGUCUUUGCGUGGGUGAUGACGAGGAUUUAUCUGGAGGACACAGGAUGCUGGGAGACAAACGACAACCCCAUACCCAACUGGGUGAUCAAUGGACCAAUCGGAUUCUCCAUUAUGGUGAACUUCAUCCUGUUCAUCAGCAUCAUUCGGAUCUUGGUCCAGAAGCUGAGGUGUCCUGACGUGGGUGGCAACGACCAAUCACAAUACAGGAGGUUGGCCAAAUCUACUCUCCUGCUGAUCCCACUGUUUGGGAUCCACUAUGUGGUCUUCGUUGCUCUCAGUGAAUCCAUCGCAGAAGAUUACAAAAUAUUCUUCGACCUGGCCCUCGGAUCCUUUCAGGGUCUGGUGGUGGCCAUUCUCUACUGUUUCCUAAACAGUGAGGUUCAAGGCGAGCUAAAGAGAAAGUGGCGGAGUAUGUGUCUGGACUGCCGCCUGAGCAGAGAUCACCACUUCAACAACACCUUCGCCUCCAGGAAUGGUUCAGACCACAUGGUGCAGUUUCACCGCAACUCCCGAACCCAGUCCAUUCUGCAGUCAGAGACCACAGUGCUGUAAGGACCUGAGGGAUCUUUAAAAAAAACAAAUACAGUCUCCAGGUUGACCUGGGUUGAAUAAUUUUACAAAAUGAUGUGAACACAGAGUUGAGGUGAAGUACCACAUGGGUGGGACCUGCACAUUGUUUCAGAGCAGAUUUUGGUUUUAGCUUUACAAAUCUCUGUGAGCCUUCAGCCGUUCUGACCCAAACUGUGAAGGUGUGCUUGUGUUUUCUGCCAACAGAGAACCAUUUUUAUUCAGUGUGUUUAUGUCGUGUUUACGUCUUGAGCCAAGUAAGAACGGGUCUUGUAGGCAGUCUUUGCAACAUCCGGAACCUGAUGUUUAGUCCGUUUAUCCUGGACCUGUGCGCAUGGGUGAAGUAAGAAAUGUGCACGUUACAUGCAUCAGUUAAAUAUUUUUAAAGAAAAGUGUAAGGAAACACUGCCAUUCUUCUCUUCACAUUCAGCAGAGCUGUAAUUUCGAAUCGCGUUGCAACCACGAUGCUGCCGUUAUACUGCCAUUUCGGAGCCAUAAUAUUACGUUACAUAUACAUUGUACAUCAGCUACAAAGGGAAAUCUUGCAAUACUAUUGUGUUCACAAGUGUUCAUAGUGUGACUGACUUGGAAUACAUACUUGGUAUAUUAACCUAAGGAGAAACUGUCCUCCUAAUGUCAGCAUUUCAACAUCUGCCCAAAAACAACAGAUGUAUGCUUUCAAGUGAGUCCUCUAGUGGUUGUAGGGAUUAUGACUCUUAUCCAUUGGGAGCAAAGGAGGAAAUAGCGCAAAGUUGUUGACAACAAAACGUCAGACAUUAACACUCAGUGACCACGGUCAUUCCCUAACCCUAGCCAAUUAGUUCUUGUGCCUAAACCUGACCAAACCUUAACCAUAGCGGUGUCAGAUCAGAAAACGUAGUCUUGAAAAGGUGAUUUGUAACCGCUUCUGAAGGCACUGACAAACAAUGUCGUCCAGCCAAUAGUGGUGUCAGAUCAUUUAUGGUUUAAUUUGAAGGACUUGUUGAGGCAAUAAGAUAAAGGGUUUAACUUUUAAAGACUGUUUCUUUGGGUCCACCCAUUGAUGUUUCACUCAACCAAGCAGCAGAAAAGCAGGUCUGCUUAGUUUUCAGACCUUCUUAUGCCAAGGUCGAAGUUUUCAUUCCAGCUCAAAAGCUUUUUUUCCCACCAAGUUCGCAGGAAAACUGUGACAAUUUGUUACUUAAGUGACGUAUUCUGUGGUCCAUAGUGGCCACACCCACCCAUCUGAUACUUGAAGCUUGUUAAAAUCCCUGCUAAGAAUGAUUCACAACUGCAUUUUGACCCAGGUCAGCACAUGAGCCCUGGUUGUCUGGGCUACUGGUGAAAAACACUGGUAAAACAGGGUUGUUUUGUACUGAUUCAGAACCCAAACUGUUCUGGCAUCAUUUUUAAUGUACAUUUAAUGAACUGCUGUUGUCGAGCAGUGCUGUGCAUGCUCCAAACCCUUUUAUUUGUGUUACGAUGGCACUGACACUGUGCUGUUAUAAUGUAACAAUGAAGGUGUUCAGACUGAAGAGGUCACGUAAUUAAAAGGGAAACUUGUGUGUCCACCGGGCACUUCUGUUGAGAUUGGUGGCAUAACCACUUUAAACUUGAUUUAAUGACAAGCUCAAUACAACCACUACAGUUGUCAUUUGCACACAUACAGGAGUCUCAGGCUGGAAGAGGGCAGGAUGUAUUUCACAGACUUGUGAAAUUUGAGCAAGACUGAGGUCUUAGUGGGAAGCCUGCGAGGGAUCACAUCCCACAAUGCUGCUGAUCUGGGAACACUGCACACAAAAUAAUGAAACAAAUUAAUCUAAUCAAAGCCUUGAACAGGAGGUUUGCACAGAGCUGUUUACUCAAACCCACACCCAGCUAAUGCAGGAUUUGCAUCCACUCUCCCACCUGCUCAUGUAGCCAUUUUGAUCACUCCCACCCAAAAUACUGCUUUCUGUUGAAAAUCCUCUCUUCCCCAUCCCACAGGGAAAAUAAAAACCAUAUAACCACUAGGGAAUGUUUUUGAUCUGAAGAAAUGCAAAUACUAAAAUUUUUGUUUAGUAGGCCAAAUCUUAAAGACUUGAACUGAAAACAAACAUUGCUAGAAGGCGUUGAAAUAGAUGAAACGUGAGGGUUUGCAAUCCAGAUUUUGGAAGGUUACAUUGAUAUUGUUAUUGUUCUCCAACAACGCUCUAUAGCAUUCGUUGUAUGUGAACGGUGUGUUGAGCAGAUUUGCCUGUGGGAAUGUCUUUGAAUAAUGACAAUGUUCAAAAUUACAUUUAAAAAACCAACAAGUUUAACAUAUGAAAAGGAAGUGAGUGGGUUGGUGGCGAGAAACUGCAUCUUUAUUUCUUACACCAAGGAGAUUUAUGUUUUUUUUAGUCCAGUUUGUCUGUCCUGACUGCCCAACAGAUAUCAGUGAAAUUAAAAGGUCCAGUGUGUAACAUUUAGGAGGAUCUACUGGCAGAAAUGGAAUAUGUUUUCAUCAGUGUUUAAUCACCUGAAUAUAAUAUAAUUGAUGUGUUUUUGUUACCUUAGAAUGAGACAUUUUUAUCUACAAACAUGGACUCCACUAUUGUCUUUUUACAGCAGCGCAGAUUGGACAAACCAAAGAAUGGCUAUAGAUAGGGCCUUUCGCAUUUUUCUGGAGCUUCGUGGCCACCGUAGCUUCCUGUACAUAAUUCACAGCCCGUUCUCAUGCAGGUCAUUAAAUACAGACGUGAGCAUUGUUCAGUUACUUUCAAUCUGCAACUUCACUGCUAGAUGUCACUAAAUCUUACACACUGGUCCUUUAAGGCCUUGAGCAAUGCAAGAAUGGGUGAUUUGUGUGUGCAAAUAGAGCCCCUGAGUAGUAAUUUAAAGAGCUUCACAUUGCAAUCACAGGCAAAAUUCUCAACACUGCUAAAUUUCUAUUUAGAUACUGAUAUUAAAGAGCAACUUAACACACCUGAAAAUCUUAUAUUUGCUCUGUUUUUAAAGGUCCUAUGUGUAACAUUUAGGAGGAUCUGUUGGUAUAAAUGGAAUAUAAAAUGUAUAGGUAUGUUUUUAUGAGUGUGUUAUCACUUAAAAAUAAGAAUCGUUAUGUUUUCGUUACCAUACAAUGAGCCUUUUAUAUCAAUAGAUGCCGCGGGCCACCUUCCAUGGCGUCUGUCAACAUCAACUUUCGUGUUUCUACAGUAGCCCAGAAGCGACAAACCAAACACUGGCACUAAACUUCUGCAUCUACUGUAGUUUCUCCUCUGCGCUUGGAAGAGGAGAGUGAAAUGCUACAACGCUAGAUGCCACUUAGUCCUACACACUGGUCCUUUAAAACUGGUAUAUGUUGUAGAAUAAAAGCUAAUUUAUAGUCAACAUACUUCCACUCACUCCAGCAGAAGCAUCUCUUACAAGUCACCAGUUAAAGCAGAAGGGCCAGGUUGAUACAGGAACCUAAAAGAAAAUAAUACUUUGCUUAUUAAUGGGAAUAAUGUUUGUUUUAUUCAUGCAAUCAAGUGUUACACAGCAGUUGCAUGAUAUUCUCAGUGUUUUUGCCUUUUUUUCAUUGCUGUUGGUAAAUGGCUGUCAAUGUGUCAACUUCUUGUAGAAUCUAAUGUAAAUUUUGUCAAGAGAUAACUAGAAAAAAAAAAGAAAAGCUUGCUUUGUGCAGCGUGAUAUAUUUGUCCUUUAUAUGUUGUCUUUAAUUGUGGCCACAAGACAAAACAAUCUGGUGACACUUGCCUUAAGGCAUACACAAUAAGAGUUUAUUUUGAGUAAUCACAUUUUCACACUAACAAAUAUAACUUCUUCAUUAUCUCUAAAAUGAUAAUUCCACCUUUUAAGAUCUUUGGUGAAUAAGUGCGAUAACUUUAGUACUGUCUUUAAGUAAGUCAGUCCUAAUUUUAAAUAAUGUUAUUCAAAAAUGAUAAUAACAAUCAUCUUUAAUGAACACGGCACUCAAAACCAAACAUGCAUGCAAAUAUACAUCAACUCGGAGCCAGACCCCACUGUGCCUUAAAAGAUAUUACUAAACACAGAUCUGGACCAAAUUCACAUUUAGAUUAAUGCCUAAAGUUGUUAUCCAGAAUCUGUCAGAUAGAGUUGGGGAAGCAAAACAAGGAAAUAGAUUUGCCAAAUUUGGUCAAUUUAGGCAACAUCAAGGCAGUUUAGGGUCCUGGAUUCUCCAUGCACCGGUUUUAUAGAUACACCUGAGCAUCAUUUGCAUAAAAGCAGACAUUUUGUCUGUCAGAUGUUGUUUCCAUGCAUGUAGAUUGAGAAUGACAGAGGACCAAGGAUUAAACAUUGUUGAACACCACAUUUCUGAUGGUCUGCAGAAGAUCUUGGCUUGUAUCACAGCAAAGGUUAGAGAAUAAGGUUUAAAUAUACCAUUCAAUUUCAGUUCCAAGGCCUCAUGAUUGUCAAGUGCUUCAGCCAGAAUAUCUACAUUUUGUAAAAAGGGUUGGAGUUUUUGUGGAGAAGAGGUUGGAUGAGAAAGCAGCAGUGUGUUGUGCUGAGAAAUCUUAAUUAAACAAAUUGUCCUCUUUAAGGCACAAUAUCCUCCUAAUACAGAUUUUUAUAUCUAUUACACGUUUUUUGGAGGAUAUAAAAGUAAGACAUAAACAAACACUGUAAAAGCUUCAUCUGGUUUAAGAUAUUCCAUUUUUGUUUUACUUGACAGCUUUGGCAGAGCUGCAACUAACCAUCAUUAAUCAUUUGGUUAGAAAAGUAUAAAGAAUGCAGAUUUUCCACAAGCCCAAGCUGUUGUGUUCUGAUGUCUUAUUUUGUCUGACAAACAAUCCAAAACCCCAAAAGGUAUUCAAUUCACUAUAAUAUAAGGCAGUAAACAUUUUAAAAAAUUUUCCUGCUUUUUUAAAAAGAAAAGUAAUAUUUUUUUCCUGUCCAUUCACUAAUGAAUGGAUAAAGCAACUGUGUCACCUGAUGUUGCCUGGCUUCUUAUAAAAGAUCCUGUCAAACAUGUCAAGGCAAAGAAACUAAAUUAAAAAACAAUACAACCUUAAAAUGGUUCUGAUAGCUUCCAUACAAAUAUCAAACAUUAUAAUCCAACACAACUGUAUGCCUUAAGACAAGUGUUACCAAAUAUAUUACAAACAGGAUGUCACCGUGUUACUGUAUCAUAAGACAUCUAUGUGACUGUAAGUGGUUGAGAGUAUACGUAACACUGAAGACCAUAUACAACACUCACAGUGUUGGUUUGUUGAGUGAUUUCAUAUUUAAUGUUGACUGACAUGAUGCUGAGUAUCAUGUCCUAAUUCAACACAUGUAUUUGUAUAGAGACGCCAUGAAUGUCAUGCAAAAGAAGAUUGAUAAAGGCUAUCUUUGUAAGCAUUACACUGUGUGAAUGUAACUCUUUUAAACUCAGCAUUUUGAUAUUGUGUGUUCAUUUAGAAGCCUAUCCUUCUUAAUGUUAGGAAAUGUGAUUUCUGGGUAACAAAGUCCCUGAAAAACAAUCUAAUUAAAACUCGCUGACACACCCCUGAAA
This is a messenger RNA of Dicentrarchus labrax (European seabass), 7012 nucleotides long. RefSeq names its product vasoactive intestinal peptide receptor 2 (gene vipr2). The transcript is spliced from 13 exons. Gene Ontology annotation, biological process: adenylate cyclase-modulating G protein-coupled receptor signaling pathway; cell surface receptor signaling pathway. The record is from RefSeq and is a predicted model, not a curated record. The coding region runs from base 229 to 1542 and encodes 437 amino acids. Gene Ontology annotation, molecular function: G protein-coupled peptide receptor activity; vasoactive intestinal polypeptide receptor activity; peptide hormone binding. Gene Ontology annotation, cellular component: plasma membrane. NCBI's taxonomy places the organism in Eukaryota, Metazoa, Chordata, Actinopteri, Moronidae.